This is a messenger RNA of Dalotia coriaria, 1179 nucleotides long. Its product is annotated as phenoloxidase-activating factor 2-like. Lineage: Eukaryota; Metazoa; Arthropoda; Insecta; Coleoptera; Staphylinidae. Gene Ontology annotation, biological process: proteolysis. The record is from RefSeq and is a predicted model, not a curated record. Gene Ontology annotation, molecular function: serine-type endopeptidase activity.
ACACGUGGUGUUCAAUAUAAAAUCAAUAAAAAUGCGUGUUAAAUUAAUUUUAAUACUUUUUAUCACAUUUUUAACCAUGGUGAUUGCAAAUAAACGAAGUGUGACUAAUGAACACGAUAAUUUUAUCGGUAACGAUGACAAAAUCACAAAUUGCUCCUGUGUGCCGUAUUAUCAAUGCUCCGAAGAGUCCGGAAGGGUGAUUACUGAUGGUGACGGACUGCUAGAUCUAAGAGGUUUAGAAGAUAACGCAUGCACUGGAUAUUUUGAUGUCUGCUGUAAUCUGACAGUGAUACCAAAUGUAAGACCAAUACACACUUCAGGGACCUCAAUGGCCUUGGUUGAUAACACUGAUAAAGGGUGUGGGUAUCUUAAGCAAAUGCUGGUACCAUGGUCCGGUAUGCUUUUGGUACAAGCGAAAAAAUGGGAGUAUAAAUGCGGUGUGUCGAUUAUAAACCCUCGGGUGGCUGUCACAGCAGCACAUUGUUUAUUACUGACCAAACCACUGGUCAUCCAGAGCAAUUCAAGGUUAAAGUCGCUGAUUACCUCACAGGUCACCAAAAUCAUCCCGCAUAAUCAUUAUAACACAGGCACGCUACAAAAUGACAUAGCGUUGUUGUUUUUGGAAGAUGAAUUGAUAAAAGUUGGGACUAUUUGUAUCCCACCUCCAGGGUCAUUGCUCCUGGAUAGACAAUGCACUGUUAGUACCUGGAAGAAAAAUGGUAAACUUAGAAUCAUUGAGAUUCCUUUGGUCCCACAUCAAAAGUGUGAGAAGAUGUUGAGGAAAACACGCCUGGGGAAAUAUUUCCAGCUGCAUUUGAGUUUCCUCUGUGCGGGUGGUAAUAGUUUCCAGGAUGCUUGUGAUGGAGAUGGUGGAUCACCAUUGAUAUGUCCAGUGCCUGGUCAACCUGGGCGAUAUCAUCAGGUAGGGAUUGUUUCUUGGGGUAUUGGGUGUGGGGAACGGGAUACGCCGGGUGUUUAUGUUAAUGUUGCAACAUUUCGUAAUUGGAUUGAUGAGGUUAUACAGACAGAACUGAAGAAACAAAAUGGUGGAGCUAAGGAUGGUAUAAAUACUUACAGAUACAAAUAGAUGACAAGAAAGUUGAUUUUUAACGUGUAAGACAGACCAAGAUUAAGAUUAUACUUUAGUUUGAAUAUAUUUUUAUACAUACAGCCAAUCAA